CUUGUAAACAAACGGGGGUGUUUCUGACCAUUCUGACUGAUUUGUGCGUCAAUUAGGGUUUCUGUAACUUUCCGAAGAAAAUGCCGAAAGUGAGAAGAAGCAAGAAAGCCCCUCCAGAUGGCUGGGAGCUGAUUGAGCCUACUCUGGAGGAAAUCGAGCAGAAAAUGCGCGAAGCGGAGACUGAACCACACGAGGGCAAACGCAGAGUCGAGUCGCUGUGGCCGAUCUUCAAGAUUCACCACCAAAAAUCCCGAUAUAUUUACGACCUCUAUUACAGGCGGAAGGCCAUCAGUAAAGAGUUGUACGAGUACUGCUUGAAGGAGAAAAUCGCAGACGCGAAUUUGAUUGCCAAGUGGAAGAAGCAAGGCUACGAGAAUUUGUGCUGCCUCCGAUGCAUACAGACUAGGGACACCAACUUCGGAACCAAUUGCAUUUGCCGAGUUCCCAAAGGGAAACUCGAAGAGGGUCGCAUAGUGGAGUGCGUUCAUUGCGGCUGCAGAGGCUGUUCUGGCUAAAGACAACAAUUUCCAACCCACAAAUCUUGUGAAAAUAGGCUAAGUUUGAAUUAAAACGUAAAAAUGCGAACAACUCGUUACUUAAAAUUCCAAGAAUCCCUCUUAGAAUCAUUUGAAUUUAAUUCCCUGUCUCGGAAGAAGAGAAAUUAUUGCACUUUCCUCUGCCACUGACCGCAGCUGUUCAAGAAUUCUGAUGUGCAUCCACCCAUAGAUCCAGAUUCACUGAAUAUCUUUGACGUGCACAAGUACCCACAAGAGCAUGAGUCAAGGCACUGCAGCGUUGCCAAAACGUAAAGAACUGGCAGACGAUCAAGGGUGAAGUGAAAAAUCCUGUCCAUUGUUUUUAAAUAAUUUUUUUUAUGUGGUUUUGAAACCUCUGAUCAGAUUAAAAUUCGAAAAAAAUACUAUUGACGCUACAAAAUAAAUAACUGUAAGUAAGAAUAA
This is a messenger RNA of Cloeon dipterum, 959 nucleotides long. It is a transcript of the gene l(1)10Bb, whose product is annotated as BUD31-like protein. Gene Ontology annotation, biological process: mRNA splicing, via spliceosome. Lineage: Eukaryota; Metazoa; Arthropoda; Insecta; Ephemeroptera; Baetidae. Gene Ontology annotation, cellular component: nucleus; spliceosomal complex. Bases 81 to 515 code for a protein of 144 amino acids. The transcript has 4 exons. The record is from RefSeq and is a predicted model, not a curated record.